AUGGAGCUACCGGGCAGCAGCGCCGGUCACCCAGCGGCCAUCACCACCAGCAGCGCCGGUCACCCGGCGGCCAUCACUACCAGCAGCGUCGCUCACCCAGCGGCCAUCACCACCAGCAGCGCCGGUCACCCGGCGGCCAUCACCACCAGCAGCGCCGGUCACCCGGCGGCCAUCACCACCAGCAGCGCCGGUCACCCGGCGGCCAUCACCACCAGCAGCGCCGGUCACCCGGCGGCCACCACCACCAGCAGCGUCGCUCACCCGGCGGCCAUCACCACCAGCAGCGCCGGUCACCCGGCGGCCAUCACCACCAGCAGCGCCGGUCAC
Molecule: messenger RNA, 327 nt
Organism: Pollicipes pollicipes
Lineage: Eukaryota; Metazoa; Arthropoda; Thecostraca; Pollicipedomorpha; Pollicipedidae
Exons: 2
Source: RefSeq, a predicted model, not a curated record